AAUCUUGCUGAUACCUAUAAGCACAGGUGUUGUGUUUGAUCCUGAUAUUUCUGAAAAGAACUAUAUUUUUAUUUCAUAACUAAACCCUCAUUGGUUAUUCCAGUAAUAUAUUUGAUAUUCAGAAGGCUGAUAAAAAUAAUGUUUGUGUGGCUCAAAGACUUUUACAAACGCCAUCGUAAAAAAAUUCUUGUGACUGGUGUGUUGGCAGGUGGAACAUAUGCAUUGGCAAAAAUAAUUUCAUGGAAGUUAAAUGAAUGGCAACAGGCUAAACUUUUAGAAUAUUCGAUUCAGACAAAAAAGCAGUUUCACUUUGAGAGUACUCAAAGGACUUGCACAAUGACGUUCAUGUCAUUUUUGCCCAAUCUUCGUAAUACAAUCGCAGAACAUUUAAAUACAGAAGAACUGCUUGAAAAGCUCAAAAGUAAACCAGCUAACAAAUUGGAAAUAUGGGAACAGUUAAAGAUUUUAAGCAUGAGUCGAUUUUUGUGUUCAGUAAUAUCAAAUGUUAUGUUGCUUGUUCUUUUGAGAAUAGAGCUGAAUGUCAUUGGUGGUUAUAUGUUGAUUGCUUCUUUGAAAGAUGAUUCAAUGGGAGUCAUAAGUGAAAUGAAUGAUGUUCAGUUGCAAUAUUUAAACAAUGUUCGAUAUUUCCUUGAAAAAGAGUUGCCAAAACUUAUCGUGGAUUGUAAGGAAGCCGUUGCAGAAGUUCUUGGUGAAGUGUCAUUAAAAGAGAAGAUUUCAUUUUCAACUCUAAAUCAAUAUAUAUAUGACAUCAUAGAACAAAUAAAAUCAAAGUAUUCAGAAGAACGUAACGAAAAGCAUGCUCUAACAACCUAUAUGGCAGAUCCUGCUUGGACAGAACUUGAUGUUAGUGACACAUAUAGUAAGAUGACAUCAGAGACUGUUGAUGUUUUAGAAAGUGCUGAUUGUGCAAAAGUCAUAGAACAGUGUAUACAUAUUGGUGUGGAAAAAGUGCUGAAAGUUCUGAAAGGUUCAUUUUGCGGAUGUGAAGAUCCCGAAGCGAUUGUUUCUGUUGAAAGUUGCAUCAAAACUGAUUUUUUUAAGCCCAUUGAUUUACCUCUUGCUAAAAUAAUUCCUUUACUGAAUGGACAGUUUCAUGACAUCUACAAAGCUGGAUCGAAUCCUUUUUUGGAUGCUUUGUUUGCAGAAAGUACGUUGAGAGAAUUCACAGAAAACACAUAUGAAGGAUUCAGUACCAAUUAAAGUGUUGGGUAAACAACUCAACCUAAAUAAAAGAGUUUGCUGAAGCUUUUUGAACAGAAUAAUGGUUGUAUCAUUUCAAAAGAUUCUCACCACUAUGUAAUUAAAAACAAAUGAAUACAGUUCUGCAAGUAAAGAGUGUUCUUUUAUGUAUUUUUUUCUUCAUUACACGAAUUACAAAUUUUAUACUUUAUUGUGAUAUAUAUUAAUUAGUUUUACUGUCAAUACCAUAACUUUACGAUAUAUCUGAAACAAUGGUUUUUACAUCCCGA
Molecule: messenger RNA, 1490 nt
Organism: Hydractinia symbiolongicarpus
Lineage: Eukaryota; Metazoa; Cnidaria; Hydrozoa; Anthoathecata; Hydractiniidae
Product: peroxisomal biogenesis factor 3-like
Exons: 3
Coding region: 139-1221 (360 amino acids)
Biological process (GO): protein import into peroxisome membrane
Cellular component (GO): peroxisomal membrane
Molecular function (GO): protein-macromolecule adaptor activity
Source: RefSeq, a predicted model, not a curated record